This is a messenger RNA of Heteronotia binoei (common prickly gecko), 2885 nucleotides long. It is a transcript of the gene PIWIL4, whose product is annotated as piwi like RNA-mediated gene silencing 4. Gene Ontology annotation, molecular function: protein binding; piRNA binding. The record is from RefSeq and is a predicted model, not a curated record. Gene Ontology annotation, cellular component: P granule. Bases 95 to 2689 code for a protein of 864 amino acids. Gene Ontology annotation, biological process: regulatory ncRNA-mediated gene silencing. Lineage: Eukaryota; Metazoa; Chordata; Lepidosauria; Squamata; Gekkonidae. The transcript has 21 exons.
GCCUGUAUUGUUGUUUCCAAUCGCUGACACGUGGCUGGAAGGGAACGGUGUCUGGGCGAGGCUGGGCUUUAUCUCGGUGUACCGAGGGCGGCAGAUGCUCGAGUUUAGAGGAAGGGAGUCCCAAAUGUCUGGAAGAGCUCGUGUGAAAGCAAGAGGGAAGGCCUUCUCUGUAGAGGAAGGAACGCCUGGACAGCUUGGCUCUUCUGAACCGGGUUCCUCAGGGAGUGGUGGUUCCAUUGCUGUGCUGGCUGGAGAAGAUGCCACUCAGAGCUGCUCAGGAGUUGGGAAAAGCUCUCCGAAAUAUGGCUUUUCGGUUGCUGAUUCUGGUUAUAAAGUGAUGGACCGAGGAGGUAGAAUCCGCUGCACUUUCCAGGACAUGGGAGUGAAUACACGACAGACUAUGGCACAUGUGAAAAAUACUAAAACAGGAUCCAGCGGCAUUCCCGUCAAAAUCUGCACAAAUCUAUUUGGGUUAUGGUUGCCCAAGGACUGGCAACUGUACCAAUACCAUGUCGAGUUUAGCCCAGAGCUGGGGUCGAGACGGUUGCAGCUUGCGCUGUUGUACAGCCACACCAAAUUUCAACUAAAAGCCAAAGCGUUUGAUGGAGCGACGCUGUUUCUUACGGAGAGAUUAGAAAGCAAUGUCACAGAAUUGUCUUGUGAAACCCGAAGAGGAGAGGCUGUCAAGAUCACCCUCACGCUGGUCAAUCAGCUGCCCCCCGGCUCUCCUGCGUGCAUCCAGGUUUUAAACAUCAUCUUUAAGAAGAUUUUGAAAAAGUUGUCUAUGUACCAAAUCGGACGAAACUUCUACAGUCCUUCAGAUCCAAUAGAGAUACCACAGCAUAAACUAACUCUUUGGCCAGGCUUCGCUGUGUCGGUGGGGCAGUUUGAGAACAGAGUGAUGCUCUGUGCGGAUGUGAGCCAUAAAGUCCUUCGGAACGAAAACGUCCUGGAGUUUAUGACUGCAAUUUAUAACAGUGUGGAUCUGGCACGUUUUGCGGAGACGUGUGAAAAGGAACUGUUGGGACUCGUAGUUCUUACCAGAUACAACAACAAAACCUACCGGAUUGAUGAUAUUGAGUGGUCGGUGAAGCCUACAGAUAGUUUCCCGAAACGUGAUGGCACUCAGAUCUCUUACGAAGAUUAUUACAAGCAGAAGUAUGAUUUAGCUGUGAGUGACCUAAACCAACCAAUGCUUGUUAGCCAGUUGAAGACUAAACGUGGCAGCGACACUGUUGAGCCCCGCGUGGCCCUUCUGGUUCCUGAGCUCUGCUACUUGACAGGUCUGAGCAGCCAGGCAAUCGCUGAUUUCCGUUUGAUGAGGGAGUUGGCUAAGGAAACACACCUGACCCCCCAAAGCAGGCAACAGAGGCUGUCUAGACUGGCUGACAACAUUCAGAGAAACAAAGACGCCCGCUUAGAGCUGGAGACCUGGGGGCUGCAGCUUGGGUGCCAGGUUUCCCUCACUGGCCGUGUAGUGACGUCAGAAAAAAUCCUAAUGCAGGAUGUGAUUAUGCCCAUGAGUGCCGGGGACUGGUUCCGAGAUAUGCGGAACGUCAGAGUAAUGGGAGUGAUGCCUCUGGAGAACUGGCUUGUGAUGUUCAGCGGCAGGAACUCGGAGCUAGCCCAUAAUCUCAUGGACUGUUUGAGAAGAGUGGGAGGCCCCAUGGGAUUUCAGAUCGAAUAUCCCAAAGUCGUGCAAGUACAAGAAAGCCCCGCGGCAUUUGUGCGAGCCCUGCGACAGCACGUGAAUCCGGAGCUGCAGCUGGUGCUCUGCGUGCUGCCUUCAAACCUAAAGGACAGCUACGACUCCAUUAAGAAAUACCUGACCCUUGAGCAUCCCAUUCCCAGCCAGUGUGUCCUUGCUCGUACCCUGAGCAAGCAGGGCAUGUUGAUGAGCGUGGCUACCAAAAUUGCAAUGCAGGUCAUCUGUAAGAUUGGUGGGGAGCUCUGGACAGUUGAUGUACCACUGAAGUCCCUCAUGGUGGUUGGGAUUGACGUCAACAAAGAUGCCAUCAACAAAGGAACCUCGGUUGUUGGGUUUGUGGCUAGCACUAAUAUCAAGCUCAGCAGGUGGUUCUCUCGGUGCGUGCUGCAGAAGUCAGGAACAAACAUGGCAGAUUGUUUAAAGAUCUGCAUGGAAGGUGCCCUGAACCAGUGGCAAAAGUGCAAUGGGCAGUUGCCCACACGUGUUAUCGUAUACCGCGAUGGUGUCGGAGACGGCCAGCUGAAAAUGGUGGUGGACUACGAAGUUCCACAGUUGUUUAGUGUCCUCAGUGAAUGCGGUGGGAAUCACAGGCCCAAAUUAUCUGUGAUUGUUGUCCGCAAGAGAUGCCUUUUACGGUUUUUCACUGAAGCGAAUCGGAGCUUGGAGAAUGCUCCAAUUGGGACUGUAAUUGAUACAGAAGCUACUCGUCCAAAUUGGUAUGACUUUUUCUUGAUUAGCCAGCUUGCUCGCCAGGGUACCGUUAACCCCACACAUUAUAAUGUGGUGUAUGAUGACAACGGGUUAAAGCCAGAGCACAUGCAACGUCUUACAUACAAGAUGUGCCACCUGUACUACAACUGGCCUGGCCUCAUCAGAGUGCCGGCCCCUUGUCAGUAUGCCAACAAGCUGACGUUCUUGGUGGGCCAGAGCAUCCACCAAGAGCCAAGGCUGGAACUUGCCGACAAACUUUUCUACUUGUGAAGAGCAUGGAGAGACAGGGAUUUUGAAGAGGGAGGAGCACUUGGUGCAGUUUUGUUUUGAUGUGGAGAAAAUGUUACUGUUUUUAGAGUUGUGAUAGCAAAACUUAUGGACUGUUAUCUGAGUGAAGAAAGCAGAUUAUUUAGAGAGUCCUCUGUAAGAGAGGGCUGUUGGUUUUAAAUAAAAGUUGCAUUCUGUU